This is a messenger RNA of Crotalus tigris (Tiger rattlesnake), 1381 nucleotides long. Its product is annotated as olfactory receptor 49-like. Gene Ontology annotation, biological process: G protein-coupled receptor signaling pathway. Gene Ontology annotation, cellular component: membrane. The transcript has 3 exons. Gene Ontology annotation, molecular function: G protein-coupled receptor activity; olfactory receptor activity. The coding region runs from base 226 to 1281 and encodes 351 amino acids. Lineage: Eukaryota; Metazoa; Chordata; Lepidosauria; Squamata; Viperidae. The record is from RefSeq and is a predicted model, not a curated record.
CUUACAAUGCAUUUCUUUGCUCUUGGGGAAUCUUCAUGAGCAAGACUUGAAUCCCUCUUAUACUACAUGCUUCAGAACAGUAACUAGUUCCAUUGCCUAUGAGAGGUUGCUUCUGUGUUCAUUGCCAUGAAAUGUUAUUGAAGACAAAGACAGAGACAUUGCAGGGAAGGUACAUCCAUGAGCCAAGAAGAUGAGGCAUCUUCUCAAAAGCCCUGAGAAUGGAGAAUGUUAUGCUUCCCAAACACUGAAUUAAGAGGUAAAAAAAAAAAAUUGAAAGAGAAUUUGAACCCAUCUCAGAAGAACAGUCUGGAGAACUUUCAGCAAAGGAAUGAACUAAUGGCAAAUAGGACCACAAUAAAGGAAUUCACACUGUUGGGGCUGAAUGCCAACCCUCCACUUGAACUUAGUCUUUUUCUCCUCCUGCUUGGGACUUAUCUUUUGACAUUAAUAGGAAACACACUGAUUGUUAUUAUAACACUUGUGAAUGUUCAACUCUGUAGCCCAAUGUAUUUCUUCCUCCGACAUUUGGCAUGGGUAGAUACUGUGUAUAUGAGUACUAUAAUUCCCAAAGCACUGGUCAACAUAGCUACUGAUACUAAGAGCAUCUCUUUAGCUGGUUGUUUCAUACAGGUAUUUCUUUAUUUGGUCCUUGGCACCACUGCGUUCUUCCUACUGGCCACAAUGUCUGUUGAUCGCUACAUAGCCAUCUGCAACCCUCUUCACUACACAACCAUCAUGAAUCCCCGAAUCUGCUCAUUAUUAGUAUUUUCUUGUUUGGUUGGGGGGUUAUCACUAAUUCUAGUUAUAUCCAUUCCUUUAUUUCUUAUGCCAUUUUGUGGUCCUAAUGUCAUGAAUCAUUUUUUUUGUGACUAUGGACCCCUAAUGAAACUGGUAUGUGUUGACACCAGCUUCCUAGAAAUGACUUAUUUUGUAGUUGCCAUAUUCAGUCUGCUUGGGACCUUAAGUGUCAACAUUGUCUCUUAUGUCAAAAUCAUUUCCACCAUUCUGCAUAUUCCAUCAGCUACUGGGAGGAAGAAGACCUUCUCCACUGUUGCUUCUCACAUGACCAUGGUCACUAUCACUUACAGCAGUUGUAUUUUCAUGUAUGUCAAGCCAAAAGGCACCAUUGGAUUAGACUACAACAAAAUAGUGGCUCUUCUGAAUACUGUUAUCACUCCCUUUAUCACGCCAAUCGUGUAUUCUUUGAGGAACAGACAACUGCAGGAUGCUUUGAAGGCUGAACUGAGACAAAGGAUUGGUUUUGUAAAAAAAAUGAGAUGAUUGGCUAUUGCUAGGGCUCCGAAAAAGAUGUUCAGAUUUAAUGUCUUUGAAUGGAUUGUGCUGCCUUCAGAUGUAAUAAUUACCCAUUGAGAUGGUCUUA